AUGUAUGCUACUGGAAAAGUAGCUUUCGAAGAUAAGACAGUAUAUGCUUUAGUGCAGUGUACAAGAGAUUUAUCAGCCAAUGAUUGCAGUAUGUGUCUGCAAAGUGCUAUUGGAGAUAUACCAGGUUGUUGCUAUGCCUCCAUUGGUGCACGAGUUUGGAGUCGUAGCUGUUAUUUAAGAUAUGAGUUUUAUCCAUUUUAUCUCGGUGAAACAGAAUCCACAAGUUCUUCAACUAACAAAGGAGGGAAAACUUCUGUUGUGAAUAAAAUAUUGAAUAAUCUUACUGAGAUAGCGUCUUUUAAUGUUUCCACGAACAUGUAUGCUACUGGAAAAGUAGCUUUCGAAGAUAAGACAGUAUAUGCUUUAGUGCAGUGUACAAGAGAUUUAUCAGCCAAUGAUUGCAGUAUGUGUCUGCAAAGUGCUAUUGGAGAUAUACCAGGUUGUUGCUAUGCCUCCAUUGGUGCACGAGUUUGGAGUCGUAGCUGUUAUUUAAGAUAUGAGUUUUAUCCAUUUUAUCUCGGUGAAACAGAAUCCACAAGUUCUUCAACUAACCAAGGAGGGAAAAAUAAAUCAAGCAAAAUAUGGAUGAUUACUGCUAUUGCAGUUGGGGUAGUCUUGGUGAUAAUAAUUAUCAUUUUCUACUUAUGCUUUAUCAGAAAUUGGCAAAGAAAGAACGGACAAGGUAAUAUAUCUAAUGAUUUCCCUUUUAUUGAUAUUGGUUCUCUUUGCGUGGCUACCAAAAACUUCUCCGAUUCAAAUAAGCUCGGGCAAGGUGGAUUUGGUCCUGUUUACAAGGGUAUACUUAGUGAUGGCAUGGAAGUGGCAAUCAAGAGGCUCUCAACUUGUUCUGAGCAGGGUUCAGAAGAAUUCAUUAAUGAGGUUAUGUUGAUAUUGAAACUUCAACACAAAAAUCUUGUAAAGCUUCUAGGAUUUUGUGUCGAUGGAGAAGAGAAGCUUCUUGUUUAUGAAUAUUUGCCCAAUGGUAGCCUUGAUGUCGUCCUUUUUGAGAAAAGUGCACAUCUUGAUUGGACCAAACGAGUUGAUAUAAUAAAUGGAAUAGCAAGAGGCGUUCUCUAUCUUCAUGAAGAUUCUAGACUUCAAAUAAUACAUAGAGAUCUAAAAGCAAGUAACAUAUUGUUGGACUGUGACAUGAAUCCAAAGAUUUCAGACUUUGGCAUGGCAAGGAUAUUUGCAGGAAGUGAAGGCGAAGCUAACACUACCACAAUAGUUGGCACAUAUGGAUAUAUAGCUCCAGAAUAUGCAAUGGAGGGUCUAUAUUCCAUAAAAUCCGAUGUUUUCGGCUUUGGAGUACUAUUGCUUGAGAUCAUUACAGGUAAACGUAACGCAGGUUUCUGUUACUCCAAAAGCACUUCUAGUCUACUAGCUUAUGUAUGUGUCCAUAAAUUUGUUUGUUCAUGA
Molecule: messenger RNA, 1419 nt
Organism: Lathyrus oleraceus (garden pea)
Lineage: Eukaryota; Viridiplantae; Streptophyta; Magnoliopsida; Fabales; Fabaceae
Product: cysteine-rich receptor-like protein kinase 34
Exons: 8
Coding region: 1-1419 (472 amino acids)
Biological process (GO): protein phosphorylation
Cellular component (GO): plasma membrane
Molecular function (GO): ATP binding; protein serine/threonine kinase activity
Source: RefSeq, a predicted model, not a curated record